Molecule: messenger RNA, 984 nt
Organism: Aureobasidium melanogenum CBS 110374
Lineage: Eukaryota; Fungi; Ascomycota; Dothideomycetes; Dothideales; Saccotheciaceae
Exons: 3
Coding region: 1-984 (327 amino acids)
Molecular function (GO): hydrolase activity, acting on ester bonds
Source: RefSeq, a predicted model, not a curated record
AUGGUCUGGAAGCCAACUCUCGCGAUUGCCAUUGCAGCAUCAGGUUUGUCGAAUGUAGCCAAUGCUCUACCAAAUCACCAGCGGGAAAAGGCACACUACCCUGGUUGGGCUCAAAUCAAGCAUAUCUUCGCCUUUGGUGAUUCGUACACGACAACUGCUUUCAACGUCUCUCUUUCGCAGCCAGGACCUGGUCAUCCCCUUGGCAAUCCAACAUAUCCAGGACACACUUCUUCUAAUGGACCCAAUUGGAUCGACUAUCUGACAACAACAUACAACAAGUCAUUCAUCGAAACUGUCAAUCUAGCAUACGGCGGGGCAACUGUUGACUCGGCUCUUGUUGCACCCUAUUCACCCACUGUAUUGUCCGUGAAAGAACAAUUCGAUUCUGAGUAUCUGCCGAUCUAUGCUUCUCACUUCUCUCCCGUCCCAUGGAGUUCUGGCGAUACUCUCUUUGCCAUUUUCAUCGGCAUUAACGAUAUAGGCAACAGCUACGCCGCUCAAAACGCAACUCUGCUAUCUACAAUCUUCAGCGAGCUCUCAGGCCUCGUAGACAAAAUCUACACUAGUGGUGCCCGUAACUUCCUCUUCUUGAAUGUGCCGCCAAUCGACCGCUCGCCAUUGACCCAAGCAGCUGGCCCAGCCGCUCAAUCCAUCGAAGCCGCAGAUAUAGCAGAUUGGAACAACCGCCUACUCUCCCUCUCAAAUACCCUGACCCGGAAGUACAAAGACACGACCUCCUUCGUCUUUGACACCAACAAAGUCUUUUCUCGCGUCAUCGAUCAUCCCUGCGCUUACCCGCAAACCUGUCCGUAUCAGAACACGACCGCGUAUUGCACGGCAUAUGAGAAUGGAACUUCCACGCCUACUUCAUUUGAUCCUGUUUGCGGGAUCUCGGUGGACAAGUAUCUUUGGUUGAAUUCUUUACAUCCGACGUUUAGAAUGCAUGAAGUUGUUGCUGAGCAGAUUUUCAAGUUGAUCAAAUAG